Messenger RNA from Erythranthe guttata (spotted monkey flower), 4197 nucleotides. It is a transcript of the gene TADA, whose product is annotated as tRNA arginine adenosine deaminase. Gene Ontology annotation, biological process: tRNA wobble adenosine to inosine editing. The record is from RefSeq and is a predicted model, not a curated record. Gene Ontology annotation, cellular component: chloroplast. Gene Ontology annotation, molecular function: tRNA-specific adenosine deaminase activity. NCBI's taxonomy places the organism in Eukaryota, Viridiplantae, Streptophyta, Magnoliopsida, Lamiales, Phrymaceae.
UUUACGCUAAGAGAUGAAACAAAUCGGAAAAUAGCAACCUACAUCCAGAAGAACAAGAAUCAGCGAACGAAAUCUUCCCAUUUCUUCUCAAUUUAUUAAUAUAUCUCAAAGGUAAACAAUCACUCUUUCCUUUACACAUUAUCUCUCCUCUGUGUGUGUGUGUGUGUGUGUUUUUGUGUGUGUUUGAGCUAUGCUCAACACUUGUGUAACUUCAAAAUUCUCACUAAGAAGAAGAGAAUCACUUCCAUUUUCAACAAAUGAAUACUCUUAUUGCUCGAUCGAAAGAAAUCCGUUACCCUAUUCAUCAUCGACGCCGUGUUGUUCGUGCUGUUCUUACCCAAUGUACAAAUCGCCCUUACCCCAAACCUAUUGCUUCAAUUUGUACGGAUUGAGGCAAUCCUCUUUAAUUCAGUGGUCGCCUUACAGAAAAUUGAUUCCGGGCGGUUUCGAUCGGUGCAAUUAUGCCCGAUUGCCGUUUCGCGAUGUUGAUAGAAGUUGUUAUUGUGAUAAAGUUUGCAAUUUUAGGGAUAGAAGUGUGGGUGUGAGAAAAGGGGGAAUGGUGAAGCGUUUGGUGUACGAGGAGAGGAGUGAUUUUGGGGGUUUGGAUGAGGCUGAGGCUGUACUUAGUUUGCUUACGGAGGAUUUUGACGAGGAGUGUUUUCGUGUGAGUAAGGAAACUAGACGAUUUGUGAAGAAACCGUUGGUGGAGAAGAGAGAGAAUGGUGGGGGUAAGAAGAAGAGCAGAGUUGUUGAGAUUGAUGAUGACGUGGAGAGUGAGCGUAGGUGUGAGUGUGGAUCGGUGGUUAGGUCGAGGAUGAAGGAUAGUAGGAGAGAGGAGAUUAUUCGGAGGAGAGUAGAGAAUGAGGAUCUAUUGAGGGAAGAAGUGGUGUUACAGGAGCAGCUUAAGAUUGCUUCGAAGAAUCGAACGGCGAGAGAAAAGGAAGGGAGGGAGGCUUUGUUGUUGAGAAAAACGAACCGAAAGUUUGAGGAGAAGGAAGAGAGGGAAUCUACGUCGAGAAAAGAUAAUAGGAAGGUGAGUUCGAGAACGGAAGAGAGAGAAGAUUUGUUGAGGAGAGAGGAGCAGAGGCAGAAGGUGAGGAAAGAUGGAUCGAGUUGCUCUUCGUACUACUCCGUGUCUUCGACUGGUGAUGUUGACAGUGAGAACGAGAUUGAGAAUGAGAAUGAGAACUCGUUGAGUGUUCGUAAAAGUAACUCGAGAAGAAAUGAGAUGGUUUACCGGGAUUCUAGGGAAGAGGAUAAAAGGCAUGAGGAUUAUAGAGAAGAGUAUGGGGCUAGUUUGACGAAGAAAAACACAGAAAAAGAAUUCUAUGGUGGAUCGAGUGUAGUUGAGUUGAUCAUAGAAAGAAAUCGGAGAAGAGCUUUAACGAUGUAUCGGUGGAAGAGAUGGAGUCUAGAAAAGAAAACUCGAGGAAGGAAUCGAAUUAUUUCGUCGGAACGUAGAAAUAAUUAUGAGAGGUUUGCUGAUCAUUAUGUGAGCCAUGAUGACACAAAGGUAAAAUUCGCUGAAGAGAGAAAACAAGAGCUCAGACAGACAGACGAUGAUGUUUCGAGGCGGUCUGAAACAAGAAUAAAGUAUAAACAACAUGUGGAAACGCAAGAUGCCCGAAGUGACGAUUUUAGAGCUUCUUACGGCUCUCAAAAAGUAUACGUUGGCAAAAACGAGAUUUCUGCUAAAGUUGAAAAUUCAAGUCAGCAAAGAGUUGGAGAACAGAAAGUAGCAGCUGGGCUUAGAACUAAUAGAGAAGAUGAGUAUCGGAGAAAUUCUCGCAAGAUUUCUGAAAUAUCGGAAAUUCAAGAAAUUGAUGUUACAAAGACUUCCGUUUCUCAGCAAACGUUUGAAACCAGUGUUAAGAAGGAAGACUACUCGUCCAGUGUUCUUAGUUCUGUUAAUAAUGCAGCAAAGCUUCAACAACAAUAUGGUCAAGUAAGUGGCCUCGUAGAGUCGAGCAGCUCCCAACAAAUGAGCAAAAAAGAUGGUAAGUCGAGUUUAAAGACGGAAUCGGAUAAACUUAUUACACGAGAAGAGAGAGCCAAGUUAGCUUACGGAUCAUCUUUAGAAUCCGACGAGAGACGCUCCCAGAGACAUGCCAAAAUUAUCAAGAAAGAUCAUUCGAUAAAUGAAUCUGAUAAAUCGACCAAAAUAUCAGUCACUCAAUCUGAAAAUUCUGGUGCAAUUUAUAUAGUGGACACAAAUAAUACUAAAUCGGAUACACCAGUGAGAACUUCGUCUUAUUUACCAGAAACAGGUCCGUUAUCUCUAAGGCCGGAAGGUGAGAUUGUUACUACUGAUGGAAGUUUACAAUUUGAUUCUAAUCUCGACGGAUCUUUUGAGUUUCAUCAUGGGGUAUCUGGUGGGGCCGGAAGCAGUAGUUCUCAAGGACAGCCUUCAGAGUUCGUCUCACAUAAAGAUGCAAUUGAUUCUGCUGCUCGAUUGGAGAAGUCCUCAGCACAGUAUGUUGACCAGUUUGUUGACCAUGUAAGGAACGAGGUUUUGAGUUCCGAAAUCCAAAGGGAGAAGAAAACUUCCGAAACUAAAUCUGUGCAUGAGGAGAUAACGCAAUCGAAGAAGCACACCUUAAGUGGUGAUGGACAGCUGUCUGGAGCAAAGGGCCCCGCAGAUGAAAUGUGGACUGUAAACGAACCAUCUGUGCAGGAUACCUCGAAGGUAAAAGUCCAGGAUAAUACAAGUGAAGCUGGCAAUGCGAUUGUGAAGAGAACUGGAAGGUCGUUAUGGAACGUGUUUGCGGAUAUUGUUCGUUUGAGGUGGUCCCCGCAUUCUGAAAGUCACAGCUCGGGGAGAAAAACGGGUGAGAGAAGUUCGCCCAAUCAAUCCACGAGUAGUGGAACUUGGUUUUCUGGUCAAGAAGCAGAGCAAUAUGAAGAGGGAACCGAAGAAAAGGAAGGGAGGAGUAUUACACAAGGUUCAUCUGGCAGCUAUCGAGAAGAAAAAAAACCCGCCGAAUCUAUUGUCAAAGAGGGUUCCACCUCAUCAACUUCAAAUGAACCAUCACCCUCAGUUGCUCCAGAAAGAGGUUCACAAUCAUUCCAUGGUGGAGAUAUUUCUGACGGUGGUUUUACUGACACCUCUUCGGCUGUAAUAAUUGGUUCGUCGGUUCCUAUACCUGCAUUGAGGAUGCGAAGAUCGCCAGCUGUGCGAGGGGUUUCAGAAGGCGUAGAAGCGAAUACACCUGGCAGUGGCGUGAGUGAGCCGUUAAAUACUGGACAGGUGGACCAAUCAGAACCGUCGGUUAGCGAAGGGGAGCUGAAACGAAGGAAACUUCUGCGAAAAGACCAAGUCGUGAAAGAUAGGUUCGAUGAAUGGGAAGAAGCGUAUACGAUUGAAGCAGAGCAGCGAAAAACUGACGAAACGUUUAUGAGAGAAGCACUUUUGGAAGCACAAAAAGCUGCUGACAUGUGGGAGGUGCCGGUGGGGGCUGUUUUAGUGCACAACGGAGAGAUAAUUGCCCGUGGCUACAAUCUGGUAGAAGAGCUGCGUGACUCAACUGCACAUGCAGAGAUUAUAUGCAUAAGGGAAGCUUCAAACGCGCUCAAAUCAUGGAGGCUUUCGGAAACAACGCUCUAUGUGACGCUCGAACCGUGUCCAAUGUGUGCUGGAGCAAUACUUCAAGCUAGAAUAGAUACUGUUGUAUGGGGAGCUCCUAACAAGCUUCUCGGAGCUGACGGCAGCUGGAUUAGGCUAUUUCCGGGUGGUGGUGAAGGAAGCAGCUCCGAACAAAGUGACAAACCAGCUGCUCCGGUACAUCCAUUCCACCCUAAGAUAAUUAUCAGGCGAGGAGUUUUGUCGAAUGAAUGUGCAGAGGCAAUGCAGCAAUUCUUUAAACGGAGGAGAAAGAAAGAAAAGAAACCCGAGAUUCCGUCGUCUUCUUCUUCCACUACUUCGUCGACACCUCCUUCGUGCCUUCCAAUCACACACCACCGUCCCUCCAAAUUCUUGACGAAGAUGCACAAUGCCUUCCACAUAUUCUGCGUGUAAGCUAUAAUUACAGGAAGAAUGCAUUUCCCACUCUCUUCUUCACUGAAAAAAAUCAUCUUUGAUUGUAAUCAUAUUCUUGAUAGUGAAUUCUAGAGAGGUAAUUUAAUGGAUUUCUGUUUUAUUGAUCAAGAUUCGACACCAGAUUCGGGUUUUUUUAGCCAUUAUCCGAGCUUUAUUGAAAA